Molecule: messenger RNA, 3092 nt
Organism: Corythoichthys intestinalis (scribbled pipefish)
Lineage: Eukaryota; Metazoa; Chordata; Actinopteri; Syngnathiformes; Syngnathidae
Gene: atad5b
Product: ATPase family AAA domain containing 5b
Exons: 15
Coding region: 183-2954 (923 amino acids)
Cellular component (GO): nucleus
Molecular function (GO): DNA clamp unloader activity; ATP hydrolysis activity; DNA binding
Source: RefSeq, a predicted model, not a curated record
CUCGUUUGCGCUGCUGAUAAAAACUAAGCCAACACGCUGCUGUUGUACAACUUUUAGACGUGUGAUGUGAUUUUGACAUAUAUAUCUUUAUAUAUUUUUUCACUCAACUUCAGCUCAUUGCCGUGAAACCAUUGUAGUUUGCUGACGUAAACUGCUGUAUCAAGUAAAUACAAUGGCAAAUCAUGUUAAUGUUUAGCUUGGAGAACGAAACGGAAGGAGUAUGGCGCCAUGUUCAAAAUGUUUCAAGAGUGCUUUUUGACAUUUUUUUCUUAUCCAGCAUGCCAAACAAACAAAAACGGACCCGAAAUAUCCUACAUUAUUUUUCGCAUCUUAAGGAAGACGGCAUUCAAACAGAUGAGCUGAAAGGCAGUAAACGGGGCAGGUGUUGGCAGGCGGAGGUCAAGAUGCCCCCUAAUCAAUGUAAAGCAGAUGUGGUGAAAAUGCGUGAGGGGGUGCCACUGCCAUUACAAUCGUCAUCAUUGCAGUCCAACAGAGGUCAUAUGGAGUCGCCUCACCUUCUGCACAGAUUUUUGCAAGACAUCCAAGCAUCCAACACAGCAUUCCAGGUCCAGAAUGUAUUCAGGAUGCUGCAGAAGAAAGCCAACGAGAGGUGGCCAGAUUCUGGAAUGAGAGAAGAGAAGAACUUCGAUUUAAAGAAGACACUAAAAAGCACUGAGAAGGACUCCAAAGGCCCAAGAUUUAAUAGUGUGACUCCAAAGGCGCCAAGUUCCAGCCUCUCGAUGCAAUUUUCAGUUGAAACGUGCCCCCGUGUGAGCAAGCUCAGCCGCACACGGAGAAUGAAGCGGCAAGUUCCAAGUGAUUGUGGGAAUAGUUGUAAAGAUACUGACAAAACACUCGAAACCAUCCAAAAAGAUUCCAGUUGUGAGGAUGUGCUGUGGACAGACAAGUACAGUCCUCGAUGUGCAAAUGAAGUUAUUGGGAACAUCCUCCAAGUGAGCAAAUUGCACAAUUGGUUGAAAAUGUGGAAACUGCACACCGCCUCAAGUGAGAAUCGGACAGUGAAGCAACUAAAAAGUGAAGAAAAGUGCAGCGGAAACAUUUCCACGCAAGACACAUGGGAUUGUGGAGACUUCCAGGGCGAUGUUGGCUCAAAGGAGCCCCAUGAGGAGCCGCUGUGCAACGCCAUGCUCAUCACGGGGCCUUCAGGCGUGGGAAAGACCGCCUCGGUGUACGCCUGCGCACAGGAGCUCGGCUUCCAGGUGUUUGAGGUGAACUCUUCCUCCCAGCGUAAUGGCCGCCAGGUUCUGUCUCAGCUAAGGGAGGCAACACAGUCCCACCUGGUGGAGAUGACUGGGAAGGACCCUCUGAAAGCGGCCUACUUCAGCAACUACAACACCAGAGGAUGCACCCCGACAAGUGAACAUUUAGCAGGAGGCAAAUUGCAACCUCCCAGAAAAGUUACCCUCCGCUCAAAAAAACAGACAUUUGGUGGUCAGAGGAGCACAGGAACGAAAAGCUCAACUGCUGUCACUCUAACAAACUUUAAGAUGAAGGCCAAAGCAGAUCAAAUGUACGGUCUGUUCCCAGCAGACACACCACAUGACAAACUGAAACAGCUUUCUGAGUAUCAAACGACACCGCAAAACACAAACGGAGCCACAUCGCUCAUCUUAUUUGAAGAGGUUGACGUCAUAUUUGAAGAUGAUGUCGGUUUCUUGGCAGCAAUCAAGACGUUCAUGACGACCACUAAGAGGCCAGUGGUUCUCACCACUAAUGAUCCUACGUUCAGAGAGCGAUUCGGUGGCAACUUGGAAGAAGUUAUUUUCAAGAAGCCAUCCGUGGUGAACCUCUGCAGUUACCUGCAACUGCUGUGUUUGGCCGAGGGUGUAAAAAUGGACACGGAAGACGUGAGAAGUCUCGUCACGCUUACUGCAGGCGACGUCAGACGUUGCCUUCUCCAGCUUCAGUUGUGGGUGAAGAGCGGUGAAGGUGCGACUAUAGAUGGACAAGAUGCCAAACUUCCCCAGUGUAGUGAAGGUUGCACUAAGCGCAUGCUGGGUCUACAUCCUUUGAGUCGAAAUGGUCUGCUGACCUUUCUGAAGAAUUCAUCAUGGACUGAAGCUGACAUGAACAAGCUGGUCGAAAGCUGGAGAAGAAAUUUUCCUCUGCUCUACUCCAACCUGGACAUACUUAUACCCUUUAGGUCCUACAAAGAAAAUUCAGUGCUCCAGUCUAAGUUGACAGCAGUAGACAUAAACCUUGUAAGGCAUGGACAUCGCUUAAACAGCAUGACGCCAUCUGGAUCCAGUUUGACAUGCAAUGGACACAGCAGCUCCUAUUGUCUGAAGGCAACGCAAUAUCACAGGACGGAACAAAGUGCAGCCAAUGUACACUUGAAAUGUUUGAAUGCUCUAGCUGAUUUCUCUGAGCUCAUGUCAUACAUGGAUGCCACAAUACCAACAGCAGAAGCACUUGAUCCAGCUGCAUGCGCAAGGGAUUUUGUCUGGACGGGUGCUGUCAUUAAAGACAGUUUGUUAGAUGAAACAAGUGAGGUGGAAGAGUGGAGUUACAACCAAGAGAAGCUGUUGGAGAUUCGGGCUUUUGUGGAAGGUUUGGGGUGUCGUAGGUGUUGGAGUCAAAUGUCUGUUAUUUGGACUCAAGCACAGACAUGCUGUCUUGAACCAACUCUCUCACAGUUUUCCAAUGGGUUACAAUUAACUUGUCAACCUCCAAUUGACCCAAUCAUGUGCCAGAGGAGGUACAAGAUGAGCCAGGCAGUUUUGAACAGUCAGCCCUUUGGACUGCUGGGAAACAGGCAGGCUAUAUUCGUCGACUAUAUGCCAACCCUCCGCUCCAUCAGCCGCUCUGUGAGGCAGCAAAAAGGCAAACAAGCCAGAUGUGUGAACUACCUCCGAAGCUUACACUUGGGCCUCUCAAAGUCAGUACUCCAACUCUUGGGCCAAGAUAUCUCAAGCACUAGUCUGACAGUCUAAACAAAACUCUAUUUAUUUUCCAUGCAAUAUAUUUUUUUUUAAAAUCUAGAAAAAUCUAUGUUGAAGCAAUUGAUUGAAUUAUGUGCAAAUCAGUAAAUAAAAUAUUUACUUUUACGUAUGGCAUUUGAUGGCAUUUUC